AAAGUAAUUAACGCCUGAUCCCGGGUAAGCAGAAGCGGAGAGUGCAAUGGAGAACUUCACCGCUCUGUUUGGAGCGCAAGCUGACCCCCCACCGCCACCAAGCACCCUAGGCUUCGGGCCUGGGAAGCCUCCCCCGCCACCCCUUCCUCCUCCAGGAGGUGGUCCAGGCACAGCCCCGCCCUCGACGGCGACCUCGGCCCCCGCAGGAGCCGAUAAGUCGACGGCUGGAAGUGGCCCCUUCUACCUUAUGCGGGAAUUGCCAGGCAGCACAGAGCUGACAGGCAGCACCAAUCUAAUCACACACUACAACCUGGAACAGGCCUAUAAUAAGUUCUGUGGGAAGAAAGUAAAGGAAAAGCUAAGUAACUUCCUGCCUGACCUGCCAGGGAUGAUUGAUCUUCCUGGCUCCCAUGACAACAGCAGCCUCCGCUCCCUCAUUGAGAAGCCUCCUAUUCUUGGAGGCUCUUUUAAUCCAAUCACAGGGACCAUGCUGUCUGGUUUCCGCCUCCACACUGGCCCGUUGCCGGAGCAGUGUCGGCUGAUGCAUAUUCAGCCUCCCAAGAAGAAGAAUAAGCAUAAGCACAAACAGAGCCGUACCCAGGAUCCUGUUCCCCCAGAAACACCAUCUGAUUCAGAUCACAAGAAGAAGAAAAAGAAGAAAGAAGAGGAUCCUGAACGAAAAAGGAAGAAGAAAGAGAAGAAAAAGAAAAAGAACCGACAUAGUCCAGACCACCCAGGUAUGGGCAGCUCUCAAGCCAGCAGCAGCAGCAGUCUUCGCUAAUAGGACUACUAGACUUUGCCAAGGAUGGCUUUCCUAUGAUACCAAACCUGCUGAUAAAAACUCUCUUCCAGGCACUUGGACCCUGUUGUGGGGGCAUCCAACAGCUGGACAGGGGCCAGCCCCUGCUGUGCAUGUGACUAAUACACUAGAGAAGGGCCAUGCGGCCAUGCUUUUUUUAUGGUUUAGUCCAAUUGGCGUUUUCAUGGAUAUCCUUUUUACAAUAAGCUGUUUUUCUUUUUUUUCCCCUCUUUUGUGCAGUUUGAUUCCAGGACUUCAGUGUUUUAUUUUUUGUUUUAAAGUAUGUUUAACACACUGACUAGUAUGGCUGUCUUUUAAGAGGCAAGUGCCAUUCUAUUUGAGUCAAAGUUUUUAGGGCAAGGCACUAAGAUGCAAGAGAUUUUUGGAUCUUGCCAUCACAGUAUUUCCUUAGCAGGCUGGAAAAUCAAAAUGAGAAUAGAAAACAUGGUCUGAAAACAGUUUGCUAGUAUGUUCCUACCAUAGAUACAAAAUAUGUUGCUGAUUAUGCUCAGAGCAGAGUGCCUGAAUGAUCUUCAUCUUCCAUCUGGAAAGCUGGCCCAAAUAAGGUUUAUACCUGUGUGAGCCACAAUCACCAGUAUAUUUUAGCAGGAAAACAAACUAGUAUUUGUCUCAUUAUGCUCACAUCUUUUUCUGGGGCCUGGCCCCUAAGACCUGUGUAUAAUAGCCAAGUUUAUUUCUCCCUGACUUUUUUUUCCCUACAUGUUUUUUAAGUGAACCUCUGGCAAGAGGUUUAAUGCUGGAUUUGGUUGUUUUGAAAGUUUUUAGUUUGGGUUUUUGUGAGACAUCACACUAUGUAACCCUGGCUGGCUAUGAAGACUAGGCAGGCCCCAAACUCAAAGAGACCCAUCAGCCUCUACCCACCAAGUUCUGGGAUCAAAGGCAUGCACCACCAUGCUUAGCUGUUUUUACUUUCAAAAAAGGAAAUUGAGGAAUAGCAACAGAUUCAACACAGGAUGUUUUUGUUAUGAAAAGCUAGGUUUUUCUCACCCAGCAGGACAUUUAAUUUGAUAGCCAGAAUAAAAAGAAUCAGAGAAUGAGGUUUCCCUUUUGACUCCUUAAGACCAUUCACCCUGCCUUAACCAGACAAAACACAAGUCAGGGGGAACUGGUUAGAUCAGGAUUUAUUUUAUUCCUUGUUGGUUUAAAAUGGCUAAUCAGAAUAAAAAAUUAAAGGGUCUCUGUAUA
Apodemus sylvaticus (European woodmouse) is the source of this 2005-nucleotide messenger RNA. It is a transcript of the gene Med19, whose product is annotated as mediator complex subunit 19. Gene Ontology annotation, biological process: positive regulation of transcription by RNA polymerase II. Bases 47 to 781 code for a protein of 244 amino acids. Gene Ontology annotation, cellular component: mediator complex. The record is from RefSeq and is a predicted model, not a curated record. The transcript is spliced from 5 exons. NCBI's taxonomy places the organism in Eukaryota, Metazoa, Chordata, Mammalia, Rodentia, Muridae. Gene Ontology annotation, molecular function: transcription coregulator activity; transcription factor binding.